This is a messenger RNA of Condylostylus longicornis, 1796 nucleotides long. Its product is annotated as poly(ADP-ribose) glycohydrolase-like. Gene Ontology annotation, biological process: ATP generation from poly-ADP-D-ribose; regulation of DNA repair; nucleotide-sugar metabolic process. The record is from RefSeq and is a predicted model, not a curated record. The transcript has 4 exons. NCBI's taxonomy places the organism in Eukaryota, Metazoa, Arthropoda, Insecta, Diptera, Dolichopodidae. Gene Ontology annotation, molecular function: poly(ADP-ribose) glycohydrolase activity. Bases 264 to 1781 code for a protein of 505 amino acids. Gene Ontology annotation, cellular component: nucleus; cytoplasm.
UUGAUAAGUGAUUAAAAAAUGGGAAUUUACCGAAAAAUAAAAGAAACAUUUAAUUUCAUUGUCAUCCCAUCUUUAUUUUUUUUCUAUUUCUUACACUUAUUUUGUCUUGAGAAGUUCAGAAUUACAAUUUGAAGUUUGAUCGGGAUUUGAGUUUGAUCGGAACUACAAACUUACAUUUUUAUUGGUUGUUUACGAUUAAUUCUUGUAAGGCUACAGUUACGAAGUGGAUAGUUUUUGUUUUUGAUAAAGUGCAAAAAAUAUUAAUGGCAGGCCAAGAAUAUACAGGAAACCAAUAUCCGCAGGAAUGUGAACCUAUUGCAGCAUCAAAAUUUCAUAAAGUUUUAUAUGAAUUACCAUUUAAAACCAGAGGUCCACCAAAACCAUUUGACGGAAAAAAUGGGAUUUCCCGGAAUAAUGACUUUGUUCUCUUACCUUUUUCACCAGAUUGUUCAAUCAAAGAAAACUAUCAAGGCGGUGGGGUAUUCAAGCAGCAAUUGUGGAAUGUUAUACAUGAGUCAUUAUCAAAACCAAUAAAGUCUAGUAGUGAUUUUGAAAACGCAAUAAGAAAAUAUAGUAAUGGAAUCGGAAAUUUUGCAUUACUUCAUAAUUAUUUAAAUAAACACACUCCAGGUUUAGAAGAUUUUUUCGAUGUUUUGUUAAGAAUUAAAAAACUGGCCUUAGAAUUGCCCAAUUUAAUAAAAACUGGAGUGCCAUUUUUAAGAAAAGGUUCACCUGAACAAACUUUGGAUUUUUCCAUAAGCUUAAGUCAACAGCAAAUUUCUUCAUUGCUUGCGAAUGCUUUUUUAUGCACAUUUCCUAAAAGAAAUUUUUCAGAUCGAUAUCCGGAUAUAAAUUUCAAUAGACUUUUUGAGCUAGACACUCCUAAAGCUAAAGAAAAACUUUUAUGUAUAUUAAAUUACUUUAGACGAGUUUGUAGUCGCACACCUGAUAAUGUUGUUACAUUUACACGUCGUUCUAUUUCAAAGAGUGAUUUUCCAAGAUGGGACUGUAGAGAAGAUGCUUUUUCAAGUAUAAAUAUUGCUGUAAACCAUAAAGGUAGUAUUGAAGAUAAUGGGAAAAAAUUUUUACGAGUUGAUUUUGCCAACAAAUAUGUUGGAGGUGGCGUUCUUAGUCGAGGAUGUCUUCAAGAAGAAAUUCAAUUUUUGAUUCACCCCGAACUUAUUAUAAGCAGGCUUUUCACGGAAUGUUUGCAGGAUAAUGAGGCUUUGAUCGUAUAUGGUGCUGAAAGAUUUAAUUGUUACGAAGGGUAUGGGGAUUCUUUUAAAUUUAUCAAUAAACAUUUUCAAGAUGAUUUGGAAAUUGAUAGUAGUAAACGUCGUAAGUCAUUUAUAGUUGCAAUCGAUGCUAUCGAGCUCUCAGAUUUUGCACAACAAUACGAGAAACAAUCCAUUAUCAGAGAAUUAAAUAAAGCAUAUGUUGGUUUUUAUAACAAAUCCAGCAGGGUUUUGCCUGUUGCUAGUGGUAACUGGGGAUGCGGUGCAUUUGGUGGAGAUGCUGAUUUGAAAGUACUUCUUCAAUUAAUGGCAUGUGCAGUAACGAAAAGAUCAUUGUUUUUUUUUACUUUUGGAAAUAAUCCACAAAAAAAAGGAAUUGAUUCUAUGCACAAGUUUUUAAUAGAAAGUAAUAUAAACGUAGGACUCCUUUUUAAGUAUUUAACACAAUUUAGUCAGUAUUACGAAAAAAGGAACAACUUAUUUGAAUUCAUAAAAGGACUUCAUUACCAACAAGUUUUUUCUGUGAGUAUUACAAUAAAGUUAUAAUAACGUAAAAGAUCA